UGGUUCCUUCCAGAGAAGACUUGGCCCGCGGAUGUUGACUGCGUCUCUUAGCAACCGAAGAUGGCUGAGCCUGGGGAGGAAGACCUAGGGUCCAAAGAAGAAACUGAAUCAAAUUCUCAAGGUAUAGAAGAACAGCAAAUAGAUGAGAAUGAGGUCAGUGAAGAAGACCAGGAAGAAAAAAAAACAGCUCAAGAGGAGGUCAGUGAACUAUCUACAGGACAAGGGGAACCCCCUUUAACAGGAUCCAGAGAGGAACUCAGUUCAGUAGAAUCAAUAGAGGAAGAAAGCUCAACAGAACCAGUAGAGGAACCCAGCUCAACAGAACCAACAGAGGAGCCUAGUUCAAUAGCUGAAGAGCCCAGUUUAAUAGAACAGAGAGAAGUCAGUUCCACAGAGCCACCCCAAAUUUCUCCUGUUGCUCAACCUUCACUUCAACUAGAAAAUAUAGACCGUUUAUUCAGAGAUGAGUUGGCCAAGAUGGAAAAGAUGGCAGUCGGGGAACAGAGUAUUUUUAGGCCAUCUUCAAGAGAGAGGAGCACUCCAGGGACAUCAGAGGCACCAGACCAGGUUCAAGCAGUAGGAAUGGAAACCAGAGCGGUUACUCCACUCUUAGAUACUAUUAAUCUCUUCAGCCAGACUGGAGAAUCUGGAAUAGAGCAUAUAUCAGAAUCAGAUAUAAGUGAAGAGAUGGAAGAAGAAGCUCAGUUGGUGGUUUUGGAUCCAAACCAUCCCUUGAUGAAAAGAUUCCAAUCUGCAUUGAAGAAUUACCUAAAGAAACAGAUAGAAAAAAUCAAGUUGGAGAUCCGUGAACUGAAUGUAGCUACAAAGCAUGGCAAAACUCAAAGGGAGGAGCUUGGUGUACAACUCUAUGGUGUACAACAGCAUUUGGCUCAGCUACAAAUGGAACUGGAAAAGAGCCAUGAUCAAUAUUCUGUCAUUGAGGCUGAAAGGAGGCAGACAGAGGAAGAACUCCAAACUAUUAGGGCCCUCUACAACAAAACCGUUGCCACUGCCAAGGAUGAACAACAAAAAAUGGCUGAGCUACAAACUGAGAUGGAAUCCUUGACAUUGCGCCUGUUCUAUCUGCAGAAUAUAGACCAGGAUGUACAAGAUGAUAUCAGUAUAAUGAAACAGGUGGUAAAGAAGGCUGAAGUUGAGAAGCAAAAUGCAGAACUUGAGAAGAAAAAACAGGAUCUCUUUGUGGACCGGCUUACCAGGACUGCUAACCAGUUAGAAGAGCAAAUUGCUCUAUAUGAAGCACAAUUAGGUGCCCAAACUCAAGACACAAAAAUGAUACGACAGGCAGUGGCUGAGGCCUGCACAGAAAUAGAUUCUAUCAACUUGGAGAAAAAGCAUCUGUUUCAGAAUUGGACAACCAGUUUGGUGGGAAUGAAACACCGAGAUGAAGCCUACAACGCUAUCUCAGAAGCACUCAGGGACUCCAAUCAUCAAGCUAAAUCCCUGGAUAGUGAAAUUGAAGCUUAUAAGAAAUCAAUCAUGAAGGAGGAAGAAAGGAAUGAACUACUGGCAAGAAUUUUAAACCGUGCUGAGAAUGAUGCUAAUACUAACCAGAAACUGAUCUCUCAGUGCACAACCAAGCAUGAAGCCCUGCAAAAAGAAUUUACUACCUAUACCCUCACACUGCACAGUACUGAGGAAGCCUACUCUCAGACUUAUUCGGAGCGAGCAGCAUGCAUAAAUGAAAUGCAAACUCUCCAUCAAACCAUUGAAAAUGAGUAUGAUUUUAAGAAGAACAAGGAGAACAGCAUCAUGGAGAAGCUACAGGACCAGAAGAUGUCCAGCAAGAUGAUCAAAUAUUUCGCCUAUCUGUUGUCAAAGCUUCAGAAGAAAAAGACAGACAUGGUGACACAUCUUUCCAAAAUUGAUGGUGACAUUGCUCAGACAGCUCUUAAUAUCACAAAUACCAAUACCCGAAAAGAAGCACAUCAAGCUACACUUAAAGAAUUGAACAAGGAAGUAGAAAAGAUCAAUGAACUCAUCAAUAAUAGUGAAAGUGAAAUUGCUAGACGUACAAUACUGAUUGAGCGGAAGCAAGGGCUUAUUAAUGCAUUUAACAAGAGAGUGGAUCAAAUUAUUUCUGAAUUGGGGGGGGAAGAGUUGGGACCGGUUGAAAUAGAAAUCAGAAGAUUGACCAAACUGAUAGAGGAAUACAAUACAAACCUCAUUCAUCAACAGAUGAAAUGGCUUCGACAACAGCAAGAACUAGUGAAACUAACCCACGAACAAGAGAAUCAGUUGGCCUCAGUGGACAUGUUUAAGAAACAGAUUACAAUCAUGGAACAAAAGAAACUUCGGCUCGAGAAAAAGAUUGACCAAGAAAAGAGUGAGAUCAAAGAAACUGAAUGUCACAUGAAGGACAUGGACAAUGACCUGAAAAAAUUUAAUACUUUGAUCUGCAAGAACAGAUGCAGCACUGAAGAGCUACAGCAGGGCAACUUGGUGACUGAGAAUGAAUUUGUCCGGUCACUCAAGGCAUCUGAGAGAGAAUCCCUUGAAAUGCAAGAGAAGCUGAUCUUUUUGAAUGAAGAGAAAAAGUCUCUCCUGAAUAAACUGAUAGAAGCAGAGCACCAGAUUAUGCUUUGGGAGAAAAAAAUCCAACUGGCAAAAGAGAUGCGAGCUGCAGUAGAUUCAGAGACUGGCCAGGCUGAGAUCCGAACCAUGAGAGCAGAGAUUCAUAGGAUGAAUGUAAAACAUGCACAACUGAAGAAGCAGCAAGAGAAAAUGAUUCGAGAAAUGGAAGCUGCCAUCACUCAUAGAGAUACCUUUGUGACUCGGGGAGAAGGUCAAAGCAAAAUUGACAAGAAACUACUUACCAGAACCCACUUUCACCACCAACAAAUGGAACUUAGGAGGAAAAUCAGGGAUAUUCAAAAGUUCACUGAAGAUUGCAACCAAAGCAUCUCUGAAAUGGAGGAAACUCAAAAAUGCCUAAGUGACGCUCUUGUAGAAAAGCAGGAAAAGCUUUCCAACCUGGAAAAAGAGACUGACCUACUUGAAAAUUCUAUCAGUCAGCUCACACAACUUAAGAGACAGAAUUUUACAGAACUUGUAAUGUUUCAGAACCGUGUAAAGUCUCUCCUCAUUGCAAAGGAAGGAAAAUAUGUAUGCUUGUUCCGAUCUAAACAAUCUCUGCAGAAUGAAAGGAAGAAACAGGAGGACCGAAUGAAUAUUAUAUGCAGCAUUAUUGAUCAUGUUAACAAAGAAUAUCCCCAUUUCCAAGCAACACUUCAAAAGCUUAACCAGACAAUAUCAGCCAGGCCACAAUUUAGUCUACCUUCUUAGAAGACAGAAUGGGCUACGUCUCCUGAAGCUGGCAUGUCAAAGAGGAAAUCUAUUAAAUUUUUCACUAAUCAGAACCACACUUUAAUUGUCACUCUAUAAAAAAAGAGUACAUUUGCAUAGUGAGAACAUUUUAAGAAAAAUGACCAGGCUAAACAGCAAAAUUUUAAAAUAAAAUACCCCUAAAAAAAGCCUGAGUCAAGUAAUCUAUGAAAUUUUUUAUUCCUUUGUUUCCAAAUAUAUAUCCCCUAAAUAUAAACCAAAAUUUCCAAGUUGUACAAAUUAAAAUAAAGGAAAUCAUAGUUUCAUUUAUUUGGAGGGUUCUCUAUAAGAAUGGUACCAAGGAAAUGUUACUUAGCCUUCUGUUGUCACAAAUUUUAGAAGCUUAGUGCAUAAAGAAGAAAGGAAUAUCUUAUGUCUUGACAGCAAAGAUAUUUUUAAAAAAAAACAUAUCUUUUGCCUUAUCAGUAACUUUCUUUAAAAUGUUAGAAAGAAUGGAAUUUAUCCACGUUCUAACUGAGACAAUGAUUUUUACCCUUUGGGGCCCAUAGAACAAAAAUCUGAGAAAUCCUUUCUUUACACAGAUCAAGCUCCCACAACACAAACUAGAUGAAAUGAAAGAAGUCUGUCACAUCAAGCUUGAAUGUUAAAUUGUAAUUAAACUAAUAGUGAUUAUUUAAUGAAUACAGAUGAAAACUAAAAUAAUACCAUAGAAAGUUUUUAAUAUUGAAAUAUUUGUUGAAUUUUACCACAUAUUCUGAUUCAUUUUCUACACCUCAAAAACUAUGAUGCUUUUCUCCCCUCUCAAUUUCUAAUUCCCCACUACUCUGAACCUUGUAUAGUACAAAAAGAAAAUGUUGUAAGAUUUUUUUCAGUAAAACCUUUUUCAGUUAGCAAAAUAAAAACAAAUGUAAAAAUUGUC
Monodelphis domestica (gray short-tailed opossum) is the source of this 4222-nucleotide messenger RNA. It is a transcript of the gene CCDC40, whose product is annotated as coiled-coil domain 40 molecular ruler complex subunit. Gene Ontology annotation, biological process: axoneme assembly; heart looping; epithelial cilium movement involved in determination of left/right asymmetry. The record is from RefSeq and is a predicted model, not a curated record. Lineage: Eukaryota; Metazoa; Chordata; Mammalia; Didelphimorphia; Didelphidae. Gene Ontology annotation, cellular component: cytoplasm; cilium.